UUUAUUUUGAAAGCGUUGCGGUCAGAGAUGGCGAUCAUAUUGAGGGUUGAGAAGGGGACGGGGCUGCCUGGUCGUUGCUAGGAGAUGAGCGGCCCUGCGGCAGGCCAGUCCUCCUCUGCCAUGUUCCCGAACCUGGAAGCUGGAGGGGCUGGCAGAGUGGCAGCCCUGCUAGGAGGGCCUGUGGGACUUAGCAGCUCAGACAUGGAGCUGCAGAAGAUGCUCAUCGAUGAGAGGAUGCGCUGCGAGAACCACAAAACCAACUACCAGACCCUGAAGGCUGAGCACACGAGGCUGCAGGAUGAGUACACGCGGGUGCAGUCAGAGUUGAAACGGAUGCUGAGUGAGAAGCAGGCUGGUCAGGAGAAACUGCAGCUGCUGCUGGCGGAGCUGAGAGGAGAGCUGUUGGAUAAGACUCGUGAGCUUGAAGAGCUCAAACUGCAGGUGAUGACCCCUCAGCGGUUGGAGCUGUUGAAAGCCCAGGUCCAGCAGGAGAUGGAGGCUCCUAUCAGAGAGCGCUUCAGUAAGCUAGAGGAGGAAGCAGAGAAGUAUAGAUCUGAAUACAAUAAGUUGCGUUACGACCUCACCUUCCUCAAAUCGGAGUUUGAUCACCAGCGAGAGGAACAUGAGCGCAUCCUGGAGGAGAGGAAGAUGCGCUACAGUGCUGAUCUGGCACGUCUGGAGAGGGAUAAGGAGGAGCUGAGCGCGCAGCUGCAGAGCACAGACCCUGCACGGGAUGGGAAGCGUGUGGAAGCCCUGCUGAGGGAAAAGGCCCAGCUGCACCAGCGAAUCCGUGGCCUGGAGGCUGAGGUGGCUGAGCUCCGCGCAGAGAGGGACAGCUCGGGAGCACAGGCCGAAAAUGUGCAGCGAAUCCAGAUCCGCCAGCUAGCAGAGACCCAGGCUGCAGUAAAGGCCCUGGAGUCAGAGAAGCAGUCUGCACGCAUGCAGCUGGAGCGAGUGGAGAAAGAGCUGCGUUCAACCCAGGAGCAGAACACCCUGCUCACGGGCAAACUACACAAGGCUGAGCGGGAAAUCAGCACCCUCAAUAGUCAGGUUGAAGGGAUGAGGCACACUCAUAAGCUGGAGUUGGCUAAUGUGAAGUUGGAGUGCGUGAGAGCCAGAGGAGAGGUGGAGAGAGAGCGAGACGCACUGCAAGCCCAGCUGGAGGGUCUGCAGUCAGAUAUUGACGUUUGGAAGGCAGCCGUGGACAGAAAUAAAGAACUGCUGUCAGAGAAAGAGCGAGAAUUGGUCCGCAGGGUGCAGGCAGCCAGAGAAGAAGAGAUACAGAAAAUGACUGCUGUUCAAGAAGAGAAGUUGGAACUGGAGAAUCGUCUCUCUGAGCUGGAGCAGCAGAGAGCUCUGCAGGAGGCUACAGGAAACUCCCUGAAAGAGGAGUGGGAGGAUCGUGUCCGUUCUGCUCAGCUGGGGGAGGAGGCUGCUCGCAAAGAACUGCAAAAUAUCAGAGCUAAGGUGCAGCAGCAGGGACUGCAGCUAGAGGAACUGGAGGGACAGAAGACUGAGAGUGCUGAGCUGAGACGACAAAAUGCAGAGCUGAAUCUGCAGAUCAGCACUCUGUCUCAUUCCGAGAGUGAGCUGAUGGAGGCAAAUGCUAGGCUGAGGGACAGCCUGGAAAGGGUGAGAGAGGAGCUAAGAAGUGCUCGCUCACAAAUGGAAAGAACCCAGCAGGAGGCAGAGAGGCUGGUGGAGGAGAGGCGGGUGGAGUGGUUGGAGGAGAAACACAAACUCCAGGAAAGAGAGGCAGAGCUGCAGGAGAAAUACAGCCAAGCCAAGGAGCGCCUGCAGAGGGCUUCCCUUGCUCAGAAAAAGAGAAAGACCAUGACUGAAGCGAAAGAGAAGAAACUACAGGAUAAGAUUCAGCUGCUGGAGGCCAAGAUAGAAGAAUUGGAAAUUGAGGCUCACAUGGCAAAAAAAAAUCCUUCAUAUUCUGAAGAGCAAGCUCAGCUUAGCAGACGACUAAAGGAGCUGCAGAGGAGACACAGUGAGUUCCGCCGACUAUUGCUGGGCAACCACAUGGCCUCUACACCUCUUCCUCCCUCUGUGUUCAUCCCAGGCCCUGAGUCCAGCUUCUCAAACCUGCAGGAGGAGCAGCACCAGAGGGAACUGUCAGUGCUGAGGAAGAGACUGGAGGAGCUGGAGAGUAGUCAGCAGCAGCAGUUGGAGGAGUUGACUGCUCCUCUGGAUCGGGACAGAGAAAGGCUUGUAGGACCUCAAAAUGGCCUGCCUGACCUCUAAUCCCAUUGGCCCUCUGGGUCUAUAGCCGUUUGUACUGUGCCAAAGACCAGUGAGAUCCAGGUUCAAAUACUGUACUUUUUUUUUUUUUUUUUUUUGUACGCGUGCUUUUUAUUCAGGAUGAACUACGAUGAAUUUUGAUGAGACAUAUUUGAAAAAUGAAUUGCAUUAUUUAUAUGUAGCAUUUGUCAUUGUCAUCUUUUUUAACUUUUCCCAUGCAAAUCUGAAAUACUCAUUACCAUUGCAGGCUUCCUUGACUCAUUCGGUACCUUUUACGAAUUUAAACUGUUCAUUAAACUUUUUUUUGUUUUGCUGAA
Messenger RNA from Pygocentrus nattereri (red-bellied piranha), 2564 nucleotides. It is a transcript of the gene cep83, whose product is annotated as centrosomal protein 83. Gene Ontology annotation, cellular component: centrosome. The transcript is spliced from 16 exons. The coding region runs from base 85 to 2250 and encodes 721 amino acids. Lineage: Eukaryota; Metazoa; Chordata; Actinopteri; Characiformes; Serrasalmidae. The record is from RefSeq and is a predicted model, not a curated record.